AUGGUUGCAGAUCUUGUCAGGGAUGGUCAUGCAAACUAUGAAUCUAUGACCGUGUCCAAAGAAGCAUUCAAGAAAGCUGUAAGGUCUAUCUCUGGAUUGCAUUCUGCAAAACAAGGCAAAGAGCAGCUCGCAGUGUCCCUGAGAAAGAGUUUGCCAAAUUACAGAAAGCCCAGGGUGAUAUCCGUCAAGUCGUCGUCAUCUAUCAUGCGAGCUUCGGGCGGAGAUCCUCUUACUAUCUAUGGCAAAAAUUUGGGAGACUUUGACGCAGACGUGUCUGUCCGGAUAGGCAACACCGUUGCAGAAUCUACUCAGUGGGUAGACGAGAGAACUCUCGUUGUGAGGACCCCUGCAGGGGUUGGGAAGGAUCUAGAUGUGACCGUCACCGUGAGUGAGCCUGCAUUUAUUCCUGCAGUUGCAGUUGGAAAGCAGAUGUUCCGGUAUUCGGCUCCUUUUGUCUUCGACGUUGAGCCCUUCAUUGUUGGAGAACCGAUCUACGGGCCAAUGGAUCUCAACAUUCGAGUGUGGGGGGUUGGGAACUGGGACACUAAGCCGGAAGCCCAGAUAAACGGCCAGGCAUGUGGAAAGACUACUUGGAUCGACAAUUCCACUGUUCGUUGUACAACAGUUGCAGGAUCGAAGCUCACGUUGCAAAAUCCUGAAGUGAAGGUAGGGGGGCAACGAAGCAGAUGUGGAAUCAUCUCUCCGGGGGUUUGUACUUUGAGCUUGGACCAUGCGAGUGCAGCGUCUGUUGGGAAGAUUGAAAAGGACAUCGAGGAGAUGAGGGCCAGAGGAGUCAGCACAAAAGCAGCAUGGAAGCAACUCAGGAAUGCCAAGCAGAUGAAUUCAUAUUGGGCAGACAGGAAUUCCGACGAUAAUCCUUGCAACAAUUUGCCACAUUGUCGUCACUACACUUUCUUUUCUGCCAUAUUAAGUGCAAUUUUGAUGAUGUUUGGUAUGGCUUCAAUAUGCCUUGUCUUAUACGUGAUACCACAGAUCGUGAUGUGGUUGAAGACUGAGCUUCUUGGCCCAGAGCUCGAGCUCGACGAGAACGACCCCAAGAACUACGAGGCACUGAGGGAAAUGGAGUUCGACUCUCGAAUUCGUCUACGAAGGCCAGAGGAUGGGAAGUUUCACGAGGUCUUGAGGUCUGCCACUUAUAAUAUCCGUUACAAUUGCAACGGGCAGACGCGCCACUUCGAUGCAGAUUUCCUGGAGCGAAGUUGCGGGUUUGUGAAGAGGGCAGUGGGAGGGCAGGAAACAAGGAGCGAGCGAGAGAGAUCAACACAUGGGAAGAGCGUCGAGAGGACAAGAGCAAGGGCAACGCCGCCCAACCAAGACGCGCUCCUAGACCAUCCUGUACCAGCAACGAAGACGCGAACAUCGAGCUCUGUGCGUUCUAAGGAAGAUUCGAUUGAGGAGAUGUUCGAGCAGGCGUUUCAAAGGGGAUUGAAAGGACGUUCGUCCGUGAUACACAUCUCGACACCAAUCGAGACGUGGGAUACAAGCGAGGUCGGGAAGCACGGGAUAGAUCUUAAGAUGGCGCAGCAGCUCAAAGCGAGGAGGGUUUGGUUGUCAAAACAAGAAAAAGCCUUGAAGACUGAAAUGGAAAAGGAUCCGAAUGCCAUCACACGUCUCAAAGCAAUGGGUGGAAAGUUUGCCAAGCGGAUUGAUUUCAUACUGGCUAUUCUCAACAAGAAGAUGGAAGCUGCAAAGGAAGCAGAGAUGAAGCAGAAGCGCGUAGCUUCUCUGAAGAAAUCAUCGUUGCACCGUUUGAAGCACGCGAAAUGGGAGCGUGAACUGCGGAAGCUGGAUGACAUCAUUGUGAACUCUGGAGGAUCAUAUGACACUUUGAGGAAGGGCGAAGGAUUCUCUAGUGAUGCGUCCCUUCAAAGCGAGGCCAAGUACGAGAAUGCUCUUAGAAGCGCUUUCGGAGCGAAGCCUGUUUUCCCGUCAUGA
Molecule: messenger RNA, 1956 nt
Organism: Guillardia theta CCMP2712
Lineage: Eukaryota; Cryptophyceae; Pyrenomonadales; Geminigeraceae
Exons: 9
Coding region: 1-1956 (651 amino acids)
Source: RefSeq, a predicted model, not a curated record